AUGAUGUACAACCAUCAUCCACAAGCUCCUCUUGGUGGGAAAAUGAGUAAUCAGAAAAGGCGUCGAGAAAUAUACAAAGAAGGUGAUGCUCAAGUUGCUCUGAACUACUUUGAAGCUAUGAAAAAAGAGAACCCAGCAUUUUCUUAUGAAGUACAAGUCGGCGCUGAUAAUAGAGCUUGUAAUCUAUUUUGGGCAGAUGCUAGAUCAAAGAUAGAUUAUGGGUUUUUCGGUGAUGUUGUUUGUUUCGACACCACAUUUCGUACUAACAAGUAUGGUAUGCCUUGUGCUCCAUUUGUAGGUGUGAAUCACCACGGGAUGUCUGUCUUAUUUGGGAUGGCCUUACUUGUCGAUGAAUCCGCUGAAUCAUUUGUGUGGGCUUUUCAAUCAUUUUUAAGUGCAAUGUCUGGAAAGCAUCCAAAGACCAUAUUUACCGACCAGGCACAAGCGAUUGGCAAUGCUAUAAAAGAGGUAAUGCCAGACACACACCAUCGUUUAUGCAUAUUUCAUAUUUAUCAGAAUGCGGCAAAGCAUUUGUCUCAUGUUUAUGCAGCCAAUGAAAACUUUACAAAGGAUUUUUCGGAGUGUCUUUAUAGUGCUGAAACUGAAGAAGAAUUUGAAUCCUUGUGGACUUCGAUGCUCACAGAAUAUUCUCUUACUGACAAUGAUUGGUUGAUAAAACUGUAUGCCUUACGAGAAAAGUGGGCUCAUGUGUACGGAAGAGAACAUUUUUGCGCUGGCAUGACAACAACUCAAAGGAGUGAAAGUGUGAACAGUUUUGUCAAGGGUUAUGUAAAUCGCACCCUAUGCAUUAAUUACCUUAUAUUGCAAUAUAAGAAAGCGGUGAUGGACUGGAGGGAGAAAGAGUUACAAGCUGAUUACCAAAUUAAAAUUUUUGGUUGUUAUCUUGACAAAAUUGAAGAUGAGAAUGAUGAGAUUGCAGUUCAUAAGGUUGAGAUUAUGAGUCCGUUAAAAAAUGACAAAGAUCGGAAAGUAUGGUUCAAUAAAAAAGAGAAUACAGUAGAAUGCAGUUGCAAUGGUUUCAAGUUUACAGGUAUUUUAUGUGUGCAUGCUCUGAGAGUUCUUCUUUCAAGAAGAAUUUUGGAAAUUCCGUCGCAGUAUUUUCUAAAAAGGUGGUCUACGCAUGCCAAAGAUGGUUUCAUAACAGACAGUUCAGGGGCUCCAAUACUUUCCGACUGCAAUGAAUCUUCAAGCGUCCGAUAUAGUGAUUUAGCUCAUAUUGCUCUUACCGUGGCAAUGAAUGGUUCUGUAGAUGAAGGGUCUAGCUCCAUCGUCAAGCAUCAUCUUGCUUCUUGUGCAGAAGAACUAAAUGCCUACAGAAUAAGCCUUGAAACAGCAGCACAAGUUGAUGACUCUGAAAAUCAUGAACAACAAGGAAAGGUUAAAAAUAAUGGAAGGAGAAAUAUCGAAGGGGAACUGAUCACCGUCCAAGAUCCACCUAUAAAGAAAAAAGUACGAGGGGAACAAAAUACAGGGUACAAGAGCGCACUUGAUCGAAGCUUCGCUAAAAAGAAUGGUAAAAAAUCAGCAUCAUCCUCUAAGAAAAAAACCCAGGUGCAACAAGGAACUGUGUAG
Papaver somniferum (opium poppy) is the source of this 1593-nucleotide messenger RNA. Its product is annotated as protein FAR1-RELATED SEQUENCE 5-like. Gene Ontology annotation, molecular function: zinc ion binding. Bases 1 to 1593 code for a protein of 530 amino acids. NCBI's taxonomy places the organism in Eukaryota, Viridiplantae, Streptophyta, Magnoliopsida, Ranunculales, Papaveraceae. Gene Ontology annotation, biological process: regulation of DNA-templated transcription. The transcript has 4 exons. The record is from RefSeq and is a predicted model, not a curated record.